This is a messenger RNA of Cariama cristata (Red-legged seriema), 1133 nucleotides long. RefSeq names its product desmin (gene DES). Gene Ontology annotation, biological process: skeletal muscle organ development. The record is from RefSeq and is a predicted model, not a curated record. The annotation marks the transcript as partial. Lineage: Eukaryota; Metazoa; Chordata; Aves; Cariamiformes; Cariamidae. Gene Ontology annotation, cellular component: cell-cell junction; intermediate filament; sarcolemma. The transcript is spliced from 6 exons.
AGUGCCUACCAAGGUGCCGGCGAGCUGCUGGACUUCAGCCUGGCCGAUGCCAUGAACCAGGAGUUCCUCCAGACCCGCACCAACGAGAAGGUGGAGCUGCAGGAGCUCAAUGACCGCUUCGCCAACUACAUCGAGAAGGUACGCUUCUUGGAGCAGCAGAAUGCCCUCAUGGUGGCCGAGGUGAACCGCCUGCGGGGCAAGGAGCCCACCCGUGUGGCCGAGAUGUACGAGGAGGAACUACGGGAGCUCCGGCGCCAGGUGGACCUGCUCACCAACCAGCGGGCUCGUGUCGAGGUCGAGCGCGACAACCUGCUCGCUGACCUGCCGAAGCUCAAGCUGAGUGGGGGGCCCCGGCGUGUUCCUGACGUGGACGCAGCCACGCUGGCACGCAUCGACCUGGAAAGACGCAUCGAGUCCCUGCAGGAGGAAAUCGCCUUCCUCAAGAAGGUGCACGAGGAGGAAAUCCGGGAGCUGCAGGCUCAGCUGCAGGAGCAGCACAUCCAGGUGGAGAUGGACAUCUCCAAGCCCGACCUGACGGCUGCGCUGCGGGACAUCCGUGCUCAGUACGAGAGCAUCGCUGCCAAGAACAUCGCCGAGGCUGAGGACUGGUACAAGUCCAAGGUGUCUGACUUGACACAGGCAGCCAACAAGAACAAUGACGCGCUGCGGCAGGCGAAACAGGAGAUGCUGGAGUACCGGCACCAGAUCCAGUCCUACACCUGCGAGAUCGAUGCCCUCAAGGGCACGAAUGACUCGCUGAUGCGCCAGAUGCGGGAGAUGGAGGAGCGCUUCGCGGGGGAGGCCAGUGGAUACCAGGACACCAUUGCCCGGCUGGAGGAGGAGAUCCGGCACCUGAAGGAUGAGAUGGCCCGGCACCUGCGCGAGUACCAGGACCUGCUCAAUGUCAAGAUGGCCCUGGAUGUGGAGAUCGCCACAUACCGCAAGCUGCUGGAGGGCGAGGAGAACCGGAUCAGCAUCCCCAUGCACCAGACCUUCGCGUCCGCACUCAAUUUCCGAGGUAAGCAUUGCCCCGUGAGGAGGGGGACCUGGGAUGAGUCCCUGGGGGUCCCCAGUGUGGGGCAAACCUCCCUCUUCAGGGGCUGCAGCCAGGCUGUCAGGUUGGGGACCCACAG